Messenger RNA from Gongylonema pulchrum, 399 nucleotides. The record is from the annotation of a GenBank genome assembly. NCBI's taxonomy places the organism in Eukaryota, Metazoa, Nematoda, Chromadorea, Rhabditida, Gongylonematidae.
AUGACAUCGUCGUCAGGAAGACGAGUUUCGGUCGCUAGCGCCGCUGCUUCCGCCGCUGCAUCAUCGCUGCCGUCAUCGGUGCCAUCAUCAUCGCCGAAAUGCUUCCACUGGAAUGGAAAGCAUCAGUUGUUCAUCCUCGAAAUGCGCAACAGGCUUCUCGUCAUCGACGCUUUUAUAUGUUUCGCCGUUGGGGCGCUGCUGUUUUUCGCGCCCACUUUCGUUGCUACGCUCAUUUUCAUUCAACGAACAGACGGCGUGCAUUGGCAUUUAUUAAGAUGUAUCGGUGGCCAAAAGAUCGCUGCCGGAUUUGUAAUGUAUCGAAUGAGGAAUUCAACAGCCGAAGCACUCACCGCUUGCUAUUUGAUUCGAGUCCUGGUCUCAUUUUUGCCUCUUUCAUAA